Molecule: messenger RNA, 1179 nt
Organism: Drosophila bipectinata
Lineage: Eukaryota; Metazoa; Arthropoda; Insecta; Diptera; Drosophilidae
Product: venom protease-like
Biological process (GO): proteolysis
Molecular function (GO): serine-type endopeptidase activity
Source: RefSeq, a predicted model, not a curated record
AUGAUGUCCCAGAAUCCACUGGUUUCGGGAACAAUGAUGUCGCAGAAUCCCUUGGUUUCCUCCCAACCUAGAUUUUUGUUGACAACAACUAGAACUAUUUCUCCAGUUCCGGUUGAAACAGUCACUCCCGUUAUUGACUCUAAGGGAUCUACUUGUCGAGGCCCCGAUAACCAGCCUGGAAGUUGUUUGGAAAUCAAAAGUUGUCCAGCGUUUCUAAACCAGCUAACGACAAGGAAUCGGGAUGAGAACUUUUUUCAGUUCUUACGCUCUUCUAGAGGAAUAUGCGGCAACCAAGGUCACCAGGUUUGUUGUCCCGAACAAGUCACAACCAUUCUGAAAGAUACGGAUGAGGUGCCACGCCGCUUGCCGAGAGUGGAAGAGGGAUGCGGUGUAUCACCGUACCAACUCAAUAACCCCUACGUUGUGGGCGGUAAUGAAUCCCGCCGGCCGGGGGAUUGGCCAUGGAUUGCACUCUUGGGCUACGACGAUGGUUCUCAUAGACCCUUUAAAUGUGGAGGCAGCUUAAUCACUGCCAGGCAUGUACUAACAGCUGCCCACUGCAUUUUGGACGAUCUAACAUUUGUGCGUCUGGGAGAAUUUAACCUUACCACCGAUACAGAGGCUCCUCACAUAGACGUUAAUGUGACUCGGUACGUGUCCCAUCCGGACUAUAAUCGAUGGAACGGACGGAGUGACAUUGCCAUAUUGUACCUGGAACAUAAUGUGGAGUUCACCAAGGCGAUUUUGCCCGUCUGUCUUCCACAUACGGAGGAUCUCCGCCACAAAUCGUACGUGGACUAUUGGCCCUAUGUCGCCGGAUGGGGCAAGUUGCAGGAGGGGGGAGAACUGGCCACUGUGCUGAAUGAGUUGCGGCUUCCAGUCCUCAAGAACGAAGUCUGUCUUGAAAAGUAUCGGGCUCAGAAUCGCUAUCGAAAUGACAACCAGUUUGAUAGCGCGGUAAUCUGUGCUGGAUUCUUGACCGGAGGGCAGGAUACUUGCCAGGGUGAUUCCGGCGGUCCACUGGUGGUCAACGAACUGUACCAGGACAAAGUCAGAUUCUACCUUAUUGGUGUGGUUUCGUAUGGCAUCGGGUGUGCUCGCAAAGAUGUACCAGGUGUCUAUGCCAGCACCCAGUACUUUAUGGAUUGGAUUGAAGAACAGGUCCGAAAUACUCCCUAA